CUUGUAAUUGCCUCGUGCUUUCCUUUGUGCUUCCCGGUUCAGCAAAUUUAGCUCUAUUAUUCAAUUCAAUUCUCGUUGAUGAUACAAAGACCUCUCGCGUUGUGUUUCAGAAUUCCUUUUGUUUUGUUGGAUAAUUUCGACUUCAACUCUCUAGCUACUUCCCAAUGGCUGCUACUUCUUCUUCUUCUCAGAAGAGCUAUGAUGUCUUCCUCAGUUUCAGAGGAGACGACACCCGCAACAGUUUCACUGCCCAUCUCCUUCAGGCGUUGCGCACCAAAGGAAUCGACACUUUCUUUGAUGAGGAUAAGCUCGAGAAAGGUCGAGUCAUAUCCCCUGCACUCAUUACAGCUAUUGAAAACUCCAUGUUUUCUAUCAUUGUUUUGUCGGAAAACUAUGCAUCUUCUAGGUGGUGCUUGGAGGAGAUGGUCAAGAUACUAGAAUGCAAUAGAUCCAAGGAGGAGAGGGUUCUACCAAUUUUCUACAACGUGGAUCCAUCAGAUGUGCGGAAUCACAGGGGAAAAUUUGGAGAAGCCUUGGCUAAACAUGAAGAGAAUUUGGAGGAGAACGGGGAGAGGGUGAAAAUUUGGAGGGACGCUCUGACUGAAGUUGCAAAUUUAUCUGGCUGGGAUUCAAGGAACCAGAAUGAGCCUCUGCUAAUCAAAGAAAUCGUUGGGAAACUUUUGAAGAAGUUGUUAAAUACAUCCACAAGAGAUACUGAAGAGAACCUGGUUGGAAUACAGUCCCGCAUUCAAGGACUGAGAAUGCUAUUGUGUUUGCAAUCAGAUGAUGUUCGGAUGGUAGGAAUUUGUGGUAUGGGCGGACUAGGGAAAACAACCCUUGCUAGAGCUAUUUAUAGCCAAGUUUCUAACCAAUUUGAAGCUUGCUCCUUUCUUGAAAUUGCAAAUGAUUUCAAAGAGCAGGAUUUAACCAGUUUAGCAGAGAAACUUCUUUCUCAAUUAUUGGAGGAAGAAAAUCUCAAAAUAAAAGGAUCCACUUCUAUAAAAGCAAGGCUCCACUCAAGAAAGGUCCUUGUUGUUCUUGAUAAUGUGAAUAAUCUAACAAUAUUGGAACAUUUAGCCGGAAAUCAGGAUUGGUUUGGUCAAGGGAGUAGAAUUAUCGUAACUACUCGGGAUAAACAUUUGUUUUCACAUGAAGUCAAGUAUUAUGAGGUUACAAAAUUUAAUGAUGAUGAAGCAUUUGAGUUCCUCAAACAUUAUUCGUUAAAAUAUAAACUUCUUGAAAAUGAUUUACAGGAGCUUUCAAGAGAAAUAAUAUUUUAUGCUAAAGGCCUUCCAUUGGCUCUUAGUGUUUUAGGUUCUCUUUUAUUUGGCAUGAGCAAAGAUGAAUGGAGAGAUUACUUAGGCAAACUAAAAAGUACUCCUAAUAUGAAAAUUCAGGAAGUACUUAGAUUAAGUUACGAUGGGCUAGAUGAUAAUGAGAAGAAUAUAUUUUUGGAUAUUGCAUGUUUCUUUAAAGAAGAGGACAAAGAUCAUGUGGUGGAAAUACUAGAGAGUUGUGGCUUCUCUGCGAAAUGUGGAAUAAGAACUCUCAUUAACAAAUCUCUCAUAACUACUUUUGCUAACAAGUUGAAGAUGCAUGACUUAAUACAAGAAAUGGGUAAGGAUAUUGUUCGCCAAGAAUGUCCAAAAGAGCCUGGAAGACGAAGUAGAUUGUGGGAACAAGAAGAUAUCUUUGAUGUGUUGAAAAGAAAUAUGGGAAGUGAAAAAAUUGAAGGCAUUUUCCUCGACUUGUCUCAUUUAGAAGACAUACUAGACUUCACCACUGAAGCCUUUGCUGGGAUGAAAAAACUUAGAUUGCUCAAAGUCUAUAAUUCUAAGAGUAUUUCAGGAGACUUCGGAGAUACCUUUAACAACAAAGUGAAUUGUAGAGUGCGGUUUGCCCAUGAAUUUAAAUUUUGUUCCGAUGAUUUGAGGUACUUAUAUUGGCAUGGAUACUCUUUGAAAUCAUUACCAAAGGAUUUCAGCCCAAAGCAUCUUGUUGAUCUCAGUAUGCCUUAUAGUCACAUUAAAAAACUUUGGAAAGGAAUCAAGGUUCUUAAAAGCUUAAAAUCCAUGGAUCUCAGCCACUCUAAGUGCUUGAUAGAAACUCCAGAUUUCUCAGGUAUCACCAACCUUGAACGUCUAGUUUUAAAAGGUUGUCUAAAGUUGCGUAAGGUUCACCCAUCACUUGGAGAUUUGAAAUCUCUUCAAACAUUUAUUCUUUCUGGUUGCUCCAAAUUUGAAGAAUUUCCAGAGAAUUUUGGGAACUUAGAAAUGUUGAAGGAGCUUCACCUAGACGGAAUUGUGGUAAGAGAACUACCCCCUGCCAUUUUUUCCAUGAGCAACCUUGAAAAGUUGUCUUUCCGUGGAUGUAAAGGACCAGCAUCUGCCUCAUGGUUGUGGCCAAAAAGAAGUUCAAAUUCUAUUUGUUUCACGGUACCUUCUUCCUCAAACUUGUGCUCUUUAAUGGACCUAGAUUUAAGUUACUGCAAUAUAUCAGAUGGAGCAAAUCUUGGUAGCCUUGGCUUCUUAUCUUCACUUACAAAGUUAAAUUUAAGUGAAAACAACUUUGUCGCUUUGCCUAACAUGAGUGGACUUUCUCACCUGGAAUGGCUUUGGUUGAAAAAUUGUAAAAGACUGCAGGCACUUCCACAGUUUCCAUCUUCAGUUAGAUCCUUAGAUUUAAGUGGAAACAACUUUGUCACUUUGCCUAACAUGAGUGGACUUUCUCACCUGAAAUUCCUUGGGUUGGAAAAUUGUAAAAGACUGCAGGCACUUCCACAGUUUCCAUCUUCACUUGAAGUGUUAGGAUUAAGUGGAAACAACUUUGUCACUUUGCCUAACAUGAGUGGACUUUCUCACCUGAGAGGGCUGUGGUUGGACAAUUGUAAAAGACUACAGGCACUUCCACAGCUUCCAUCAAGCAUACUUUCUUUAAAUCGAGGAAAUUGCAGAUCAUUGGGAACAACUGAAUCACUCAAGUUGCUGAGGCCGUGGGAACUCGUAUCCCUAGAUUAUAGAUUCGGUGUUGUGAUUCCUGGGAGUAGAAUACCAGAUUGGAUCAGGUAUCAGAGCUCGGAGAAUGUAAUUAAAGCAGACCUACCUCUAAAUUGGUCUACCAACUGCCUGGGUUUUGCAUUGGCUCUUGUCUUCAGUAGCCAGUCACCCGCUCGUUAUUAUUCGUUAGCGGUAUUUGUUUUCUUGGACUUUGGCACAUGUCUCUGUUCUACCUACACUCAAUGUUUUUUGGCUCAUGAAGGGGAUCAUGUGUUUCUGAGAUAUUUACCAGUUCAUCCCUUACUCAGUCCGCAUCAAGUCAUUCACAUCAAGGCUACACUUAUAAUGUCGUGCGGUUUUGAAAUGAAGAGAUGUGGGUUAGGUUUAAUGUAUGUUAAUGAAGAGGUGAAUUGCAACAAUGUGCCUCCCCCUAAUGAGUCAACUCUUGUCCUUAAAGAAAUCUCUGCGGGGGAACCCAUUGAAUGUGAGGAUAUGACCAUGACUCAGAAUCAGAAUAGUCACUUCGAAGAAUACGAUAUCUUCCUCUGAAUCCCACUUUUACUUUUGGAUUGCUUUUCUUUGUGGGAGUGGUUAUGGGAAUAGCCUUCGUAACCAAAAGGGAAACGUAGGAGACGUGAAAAAUAAAAAAUAGAAAACCCUUUUCAUCUGAAUUGGAGAUUUCGGCCACAGAACUGCUUGAUCAUUUCUGGUCCAAAAGUAAGCCCUAAGAUCUGUGGGAUUCAUGAUGCUGAUUUCAGAGGUGUGGAGGCAUUAUGAUUUGCUGAUUUCAAGCCCUAAGGGACCUGGAUUCAAAUCCUAAUAUGGCAUCAUAUGACUCUGGUGAAGAAGGAAAAAGAAGAAAAAGAUGUGGGGAUAAGAAUCUAAAACUACUGCAUAAAAUGAAAAUGAAGAGCCUGCUGUAUAUGGAGUGCCUUUUGUAGAAUCGAAGUCCAUUGGUUUCGGUUUUUCUGCUUCUUGUGCACUCUGCCCUGUUGAAGAGACUUCUGAAUGCAUCAUCGUUGAACUGCUUUCUUCGCUGUCUGUAACACUUGGUACCCGUUUCCUUCUUCCUGAACAUUGUUCCCAGUUGAAGGAUCCAGUGACAGUCUCUUUGCUGGAAUACUUUCUUCAUCCUCUGGGUCCAUUGGUCCUUGUAUGCUCUUUCCCUAUUGAAAAGUCCAGUGAGGGCUUUUUCGUUAGAGAAUCUACUGCAAAGUCUGGAUUGAUUGGUAAGAGUUCCUUUGUUUCCUUUAUUUGCUGCUUUUAUGUGUAUUGAUCAUGGCCUCCUGUAUUUGUAAGAUGCUUUGAUCUGCAUUUACAUAUCAAAAAUAGCAAAUCGAGGAAAGGAUGAUGGAAUGCGGCCUUUUGCAGCCUUCACACUGCAGUUGCACCUUAUGCAGAUCUCUUGAACGCCAAUGUCCACUGCUGAAAACAAAUACUGUUUCAAGCUAUUUGGGUUGUCAAGCUGCAUUAAGUGCAUUGGCUGCUCAUUCAAUUGAUCCCGGUGAAGCAGAAAGACAAGUUCUUGGCAUUAUCUUAGGGCAAGGUCAACAAAUGACUGGAUGAUUAUUUACAAUGGGUUGUUGAAAGUCAGAGACUUAGUCUCCCCAAGGAAAUGGCUGAGUUCCCUUCUAGGCAAAAUUCACAAAGGGGCAUUUUCAACCUGGAUUAAGGCAGUAUUGAAGCAUUAAAUAUGUUGCUUUUGCACAACUUGGAUGCAUAAAAAAGGUUGAAGAAGAUAAAUCAGCUUUUGAGGUUCAAGCGAAGGUUGAUCUUUAAGCGAAGGUUGAUCUUUAAGCGAAAGUCUACCUUGACCCAGUCAUCAUUGCAGAAAUCCAAGCUUGACCCAAAGUUGAAGGGCAUUGCAGCAAAGUCUCCUCAUCUUUGUAUCUAUACCUUGAACCACGAGCCUUUACUCUACUUAAUGUCUUUUUUUUUUUUUUUCUCAUAUGUAUACCUACCCGGUAUAAGCUUUAUAUGAUCAUCUCCGUUUCCCUUAUGACUUAUAAUAUUUAUAUAAUAUUUUUAACAAUUUUCCUUAUCA
This is a messenger RNA of Vitis riparia (riverbank grape), 5040 nucleotides long. Its product is annotated as disease resistance protein RPV1-like. Bases 165 to 3545 code for a protein of 1126 amino acids. The record is from RefSeq and is a predicted model, not a curated record. The transcript is spliced from 10 exons. Gene Ontology annotation, molecular function: protein binding; ADP binding. Lineage: Eukaryota; Viridiplantae; Streptophyta; Magnoliopsida; Vitales; Vitaceae. Gene Ontology annotation, biological process: defense response; signal transduction.